AUGAGGGAAUCAAAACCGCAGCCCCUUACACUGCCCCCAGCCUCGCCGCGGCGGUCUACAAACCUUGAUACAAAGUCCUCAUCACCUAUGGCGAAUGCAGAAUCACCACCUACCAUCUCCCUCCAACCCGCAUCAAACAAAAAAGGCCCAUCAAAAUCUAGAAAACUUUUCCACCGCUUUCGUGCUGUUUUCCGGUCAUUUCCCAUCAUAACCCCGUCGUGCAAGAUCCCGGUAUCUCUCCACAACGGCGGCCGGAUUGGGGAAGGGCACAUCCACGGUGGUAUCAGGAUGACUGGAACCCUAUUUGGGAACCGCAGAGCUAGGGUGAGCCUUGCAAUCCAAGAAAGCCCCAAGUGCCUCCCCAUUCUAGUAAUAGAGCUAGGGAUUCCAACAGGAAAGCUCCUCCAGGACAUGGGAGCUGGAUUCGUGAGGGUAGCUCUCGAAUGUGAGAAGAAACCAGGUGAUAAAACUAAGAUCAUCGAUGAGCCAAUAUGGAUGUUGUAUUGCAAUGGGAAGAAAUCAGGGUAUGGAGUUCGGAGGGAAGCGACUGAAGAUGACUUGAGUGUCAUGCAAGUACUGCAGGCAAUUUCUAUGGGAGCCGGUGUGAUACCAAACGACGGCGGCGAGAAGCCGGACGGCGAGGUCAUGUACAUGAGAGCGCAAUUCGAGCGUGUGAUUGGGUCCAAGGAUUCGGAAACGUACUACAUGUUGAAUCCCGAUGGGAAUAACGGGCCCGAACUCAGUCUAUUCUUCGUAAGGGUUUAG
Argentina anserina (silverweed cinquefoil) is the source of this 765-nucleotide messenger RNA. RefSeq names its product protein MIZU-KUSSEI 1. The record is from RefSeq and is a predicted model, not a curated record. Gene Ontology annotation, biological process: hydrotropism. The transcript has a single exon. Lineage: Eukaryota; Viridiplantae; Streptophyta; Magnoliopsida; Rosales; Rosaceae. Bases 1 to 765 code for a protein of 254 amino acids.